Messenger RNA from Suillus plorans, 957 nucleotides. RefSeq lists its product as uncharacterized. The coding region runs from base 1 to 957 and encodes 318 amino acids. The record is from RefSeq and is a predicted model, not a curated record. Lineage: Eukaryota; Fungi; Basidiomycota; Agaricomycetes; Boletales; Suillaceae. The transcript is spliced from 8 exons.
AUGGGUUUCUUCUCAAAGUCAUUCGACCCAGUCACUGACCUCCCAGACUUGUCUGGUAAAGUCAUACUUAUCACAGGCGGAAACGCAGGUAUCGGCUACUCGACUGUGAAGCACCUGGCACGUCGUGGUGCCAAGGUGUAUAUGGCUGCACGCAACCGAAGCAAGGCAGAGGAGGCGAUCGCGCAAUUGAAAGCAGAGGGACUGGGUCCUGGGAACGGCGAUGUUAUCUGGUUGGAACUCGAUUUGAAGGACCCUCGAAAUGCGAAGAAAGCGGCAGAGGUAUUUAUGAAGCAGGAGAAGAGAUUGGAUGUUCUCAUUCACAAUGCUGCGGUGUUUUUUGAGAAUUACGCCAUGACGCCGGAUGGAGUUCAGGAGAUAGUGAUGGUCAACGUUAUCAGUCACGCCGCCCUUACACGCACCCUCCAACCGCUGCUGGACCAGACAGCAGCAGAACCAAAUUCAGACGUCCGCAUAGUCGUCGUCGCUUCAGACGGCCACCGGUUUGUAUCAGGGAAACCUCGUUUCCGUAACCUUGAUGAUCUUAACAAUGAACUCAAGAGUUCGCUUUCCCCCAACUUCGCGCGUUAUUGCAUGUCGAAACUCAUGAAUGUACUCUAUGCUUCUGAACUUCAGCGACACCUCACCGCUGUUGGCUCUCCCAUCACCGUUAUCGCCAUUCACCCUGGAGGGGUCGACACCUUCUCUCAUAAAUCCAACUUCAAGUUCAUCGUCAAGCCUCUCGUGUCCCUCUUCUUUGUACGUCAAGACCAGGGUGCAUACACCUCGGCGUUUGCAGCUGCAUCGGAAGAAGUCGCCAAGCAGCGCGAGAAGUACAAGGGCAUGUAUUUAACGCCACCAGGCAAGCUAACAGAGUCGACGAAGGUGGCGAGGGAUGAGGGGCUUGCAAAGGAGCUUUGGGAUACUGUGGAUAGGUUUUUAGAGGAGAAGGGGAUUUGA